AUGCAUAAGUCUGAUCCAAAUCUCUCGGCGAACAAUUCUCCGGCCAACGACGAUUUCAACAACCGCCCCAGCAACUUCUCGUCCUGUGAACCCAACCGUAUGAGCGGCGAGGCAUCUCCGAUGAUGAUGUCGCCAUGGAACAACACAACUCCUUUCCAACCAUCUCCUUGGCACACUAAUGGCGGAGUCUGCGGUUCCGAACAAACCAAGAGCGGCCUCAUCGGCUCUCUGGUAAGAGAGGAAGGUCACAUUUAUUCUCUUGCCGCCACCGGAGACCUCCUCUACACCGGUUCCGACAGCAAGAACAUCCGUGUGUGGAGGAACAUGAAGGAGUUUACGGCCUUUAAAUCCAAUAGCGGGUUGGUGAAGGCCAUUAUCUUAUCAGGUGAUCGGAUCUUUACGGGUCAUCAAGACGGGAAGGUUCGUGUUUGGAAGAAGAACAGUAAGGAUCCGAUCAUCCAUAAACGGGUCGGUACAUUUCCGACGUUCUUCGACAUCCUGAAAACGUCGAUGAGGCCGAAGAAUUACGUGGAGGUGAAGCGAAAGUGCACCACCCUCUGGAUCAAACACUGCGAUGCCAUCUCAUGUCUUAGUAUAGAUGAAGAAGAAGGUCUUUUGUAUUCAGCUUCAUGGGAUCGGACCUUCAAAGUAUGGAAAAUUUCGAACUCCAAAUGUCUGGAAUCGGUGAAGGCGCAUGAUGACGCCGUGAACUCCGUCGUCAACACGAAAUCCGGCCUGGUUUUCACCGGAUCGGCGGACGGUUCCGUGAAGGUCUGGAAGCGCGACGGGCAUGGAAAGUCGAUGAAGCACAGUCAUGUAGAGACGCUGUUGAAUCAAGAAUGCGCCGUGACGGCGUUGGCGGUGUCGAAACCGGGUUCGUUUGUGUACAGCGGGUUGUCCGACGGGUUGGUUAACUUCUGGGAAUGGGAAAAACAGAUAUCUCACGGCGGUCUUCUCAAGGGACACAAGUUGGCGGUGCUGUGUCUUUCGGCCGCCGGCGAUCUGUUGUUCAGUGGCUCAGCCGACAAAACGAUAUGCGUGUGGAAGAGGGUGGGUAGCGUCCACACGUGUUUGUCGGUGCUGACGGGGCACACCGGACCGGUGAAGUGUCUGGCGGUGGAGAAGGAGGCGGGGCCGAACGCCGGCAACGGAAAAUGGGAGGUCUAUAGUGGUAGUUUGGAUAAAUCGGUAAAAGUAUGGAGUGUAUCGGAGAAGGUGCAGGAUAUGCAGUAG
Cynara cardunculus var. scolymus (artichoke) is the source of this 1233-nucleotide messenger RNA. Its product is annotated as protein JINGUBANG-like. Bases 1 to 1233 code for a protein of 410 amino acids. The record is from RefSeq and is a predicted model, not a curated record. The transcript has a single exon. Gene Ontology annotation, molecular function: protein binding. NCBI's taxonomy places the organism in Eukaryota, Viridiplantae, Streptophyta, Magnoliopsida, Asterales, Asteraceae.